GCAGACCAGAAACACGUAUAGGAGGUCUCAUUUCCGUGUAAUUUAUCGAGACGCAAACUUCUCACUCUCCUGCUGUCGCUUCUGAUAUUAAACUGAGGCAUCCGGAAUCCUUUUAGUCACUUAAAAAUCUCUUGAAUCUGUAUUAAAACUCUUUUGAACAGAGAGGUUCCAAAGUUUCAAGAGUAAAAAAAGAAGAUUGUUGCAGAUCACCCUCAUGAAACGGUUCCCUGUUCUUUAAAGAAGUGAGCUAUCUUGAGUAGCAGAUACGAUCUUUGGCUGCAGGUCGCAGCAGCAGCAGCAGCAGCAGCAGCAGCAGGGAAGCAGCAGGUUGCUUAACGGGAAUCAAACCGACAACUGUGGCAGACAGAGGGACAUCCUAAAAGGGAUAUUUCAGACCCAAAGUUUCCUGUGGAUUAUUUUUGCUGCCCUACAGCUUCCGGUGAGUUUAAAGUUCAAAUUCGUUCUCCUGUUAUUAAUUGAAAUAAGGUUUAAGAGGAUAAAUUCGGUUCACCUCGGUUAACAUUGUCAACGUACAGAAGUAGGUCAGGUUUCCUGCAGUUGAUUCACCAACACUUUAGGGUGAAUAUUACCUCAUUGGUUUUUUCAUGUUACGGUAAUUUUCUAUCUUUUUGGGAACUUGUACUUUUUACGAAGUUUGAAAACUAGUAGUUUUGCUUACUAAUCACUUUUAACCUUCACAUUUUACACAGCAUCAGUUUUGGCUUUCAUACAGGGGAGAGUGGGGUAAGUUGAGCCACCCCCUGUUGCUUGGAAAUGGUAAAAGAAAUUGAUCAUGUGACCAAAUAUUUAGGAGAUGGGCAUCAAUUCAUGGAGUCUGUGAAGGUUAGAGGCACAUGGGUGAAGGGGUUAGACAUUUAUUUAAAAAAAAAAUAAUUAUUCACUCUUGAAAGUGAAUUUAGUCCGUCAUAAGUUUUCUUAGAAUUGUGUUCAGACCAAAAAAGAUCAUUUUCAAUUUGUUUUAUACGUCAAUUGUGGUAUCUAAGACUACUUUAUCUAAUUAAAUCUACAGUCUGCUGCUGGUGUUGAUCAGUAACCACUUAUGACAUGCUGAGGACUAAAAUCAGAUAUGUUUCUCUGCAGCAGCAAUGAAGGAGCAGAAAUUUGAAGAGGAGGUGAGGAAGAUCAUGGAGGAGGCACCAAAUGCCCGAAAAGCUCUGCUGGACAACUAUGACAACCUGCUAAGUGUGGCUGACUACUGCUACAACAACUACACACAGGUUAGUAAAUAUACUAUUAGUAAUUCUUAAACCUGAUGAAAGGUACCUACAUGUUACAUAGUUACUCCAACUACUACCUUUAUACUGCAAAGUGCUAACACUAUUAGCAUUACUGGGUAAACGGUCAAAAUGGUUUGCUGAGUGUGGCAACCCUUAGCAGAGCUCGCACCACCGGCCUAACUAAGUUAACAUCCACAUGCCUGUGCCGGUUGUGGUUGGAAGAUGUGUGGAGUUAAAGGAUAUUCUGGCGUAAAAUUAAUGAAGGGUCAAACACACCGUAACACCAAGUUAGACACCCUGCCAGGAGACGACUGUUGCCGAACACUUGCUUCUCUAGUUAUACCAACUUUAGUAACAACCGCACAAUAGCAAUACAGAGAGCCACGCACUCGACCAAAACGCCACUCUAUAGUCACAAAUAAUGCUCAGAACAGCACCUAACUUCAUCAACAGUACAUACAAGGUCCCAGCCAUAGUACUAUCCACCAAACAUCUUUUUAGCUUUGCCUGAUUUCUUUAGCAAAGAGACUGAAUACAACUCACCCUCUCUCUUCCAGCAGCUGCUUGGAGACCUCCAGGCGAGUCCAUCGACUGCAGUGGGGUGACGCAGCUCAAGGAAGAACAUUUAUGAUCAUUUCUUCACGGAAAUGCAAUCAGACAUAGACGCUAAGGUAGAAGAACUACCGCGUCUGCAGUGCAAAAUGAUAAAUACGGUGAUUAUUACUUCAAGGAAAUGGUAAAGUAAAGAUCAUAAAUGUUCUACCUUGAGCUGCGUCACCCCGCUGUAGUCUGUAAUGGACUGGUCAAGGUCUUGCUACAAACAAGCGGCUGCUGGAAGAGAGAGGGUGAGUUGUGUUUAGUCUCUUUGCUAAAGAAAUUAGGCAAAGUUAAAAAGAUGUUUGGUGGCUAGUGCUGUGGCUGAGACCCUAUAUGUACUGUUGAUGAAGUUAGGAGCUGUUCUGAGCAUUAUUUGUGACUAUAGCGUGGCCUUUUGGUCGAGCACAUGGCUCUCUGUACUGCUCUGUGUGGUCAUUACUAAAGUUGGUAAAACUAGAGAAGCAAGCGGUCGGCAACAUUCAACUCUCAAUGGGGUGUCUAACUCGGUGUUAUGGUGUGUUUGACCCUAACUUAAUUUUAUGCCGGAAUAUCCCUUUGUCCAGGCACGAUGUACACACACUUUAUCUCUAUUUUCAUUAUCUAAAUGCCAACAAACCAAACCAACCCAUGAAACAACAUCUUUUUAUGGUCAAGUCGUCUGAUCCAAUUUAUGAUGUUAGUGCAUGGUGAAGAUAAUAUUUUUGUCAUUUUUCAGUCUCUUGCCAGGCUAACAGUUAAUGGGCUAAGAUGGCCUAAAUUAAGCUAAGAAAUGCAAAGCUAGGCUAGACUAACCCCUUCUGUCCCCAUGUCUUAGUCGGGUGACGGCAGCAGUAAGGCGUUGGAAGAAACAAAGAACUUCACCACCCAAUCACUGGCCAGUGUCGCCUAUCAGAUCAGCACUCUGGCCAACAGCGUCCUGAGUCUGCUUGAGGCUCAGACCAAUCAGCUAUGUCACAUGGAGUCUUCCAUCAACCUCAUUGGUCAGGUAAGCCCCGCCCACAACUAAGAAAACAACAACAACAACAACAACAACAAAACAAACCAUCCAUGGCCACAACAACAACAUUAGCUGAUCAGACACUCUGGAGCGGAUGAGAGAGUGUUACUUAAUGACAACACACAGCAGGGCAUGUGACCUCUGUGUUACCAUGACAACAAGCAUAGGAAGAAUGCCCACCAGGAAUUUGAUAAGUGGUUUUUUUUUGUUUUUAAUGGAGCCAUCAGGGCCUCACUGAGGUGAAGUUUUUAUGUUUGUUUGUUUCUCUGGGCAGAAAAAAAAACAGAUCCAGGUCAUCAGUGUGUGUGUGUGUGUGUGUGUGUGUGAUAAUAGCCUCCUCUCCAUUGAGGUCUGGCUGAAUAAAUGAAUGACUGGAGCUUCUGUUCUCCGUCUGCUUUGUGUUCGCUGUCCGUCAUCAACAACUGAGUUUCAGUGAUUUAAAGUGUCCUUUUCAAAGUUCAAACGUUUUUAUAGUCAUCUCUUAAAAAACCCAGCUUCCUUUUUUUCAGUUUUUGAGGAACCCUUAUCCAACAGUUUCCAUCAUUUCCAGUCUUUUAACAAGGCCCGUGCAUAUUCUUUGCUGAUGCUCUGCCUGCCUCGUGUUUUUCAGACGGUCGAGAUGCACAAAGAGAAAGUUGCUCGGAGAGAAAUCGGUGUUUUCACAGCCGUUAGACGAGUCCCACGCACCCAUAAGAUCCUGCCUCCCCCCCAACCUCCUGCUGGCACACAGCCCCGCCCACCAUACAGCCGUCGACCAAUCAACUACCAGCAGCUGGACAGCCUGGGACACGGAGUGAAGGUAUCUGAUACACAUAAUCAUAGUUGUGUGUUUUGCAGAAGUAAUUUCAGUGAAACACUCUUCAAAUUUAUCCGUCUUUCUUCUUCUUUUUCUAAAUUUAAACUUUGAAACCUGAUAGUGGUUACUUUCACCAAAAAAAAAAGGUUAUCUGUAGUUCUGUUAUUAACCUUAAAUCUGGUGGUGUGAGAGAGAAAACACAGAGCAGAGUUUGGAGAAGCCCCCCCCCCCCCCCCUCCCCAAAAGAAAAUAAGAAUAGAAGUAAACCAAGAGACCUCAGAAAACAAAAGCAGAACUGAAGUUUUGUCUGAGUCUGAGCUGCUAACAGGAAGUGUUGGCGGCUGCAGCUAACCGCAGAAACAGAAGUGAUGCUGCUGAUCCUCACUUAGAGUUUGUUUCCGAGACUUUCUAGCGCUGAGUCUAUUUAAACUUGAGUGUUUAAGACCUGCAGCUCCACCGCUGCAAACUGUGCAGUACUGCAAACAAUUACAAACUGCAGUAAACAAUACAAGCUGUACUGUGCUCCAGACUUCUUCAGGAACCUAAGCUGCUUCAAAGCAGGGCACACACCAAUGAAAACAGCAUGUUACUUCAGACUGCUCAAAAUUAUUAGAAAUUACUACAAACUAAAUAAAAUAUAUCAAGUACUUCAAAUUGAAAAAAUAGCCACCACAAACUACUAUAAACUACAGCAUAUGACCACAUGACUGCAAAUUUAACUAUCUCAAUUCUUCUAAGAACAACAGCUGACAAUCCUAGUGUCAAACAAGUCACUCCAAUAUGACAAUCUACUGACUCCAGAAAUAUGCAAAGUACUGCGGACCUCAAAAACUUCAGCAGCGUUGUAUACCUUCAAAAACAAUAAACUACUGCAGAAUCAAACAAACUACUCCCGAAUACAAAAAUCUACAGUUAAACAAAAAAAAAAUUUGAAACUAUUGCAAACUUUUACAGAAUUAAAAGUUCUUCAAACUUCUAUAAACCACAGCGUUAAAAAAAAAAAAACAUUAGACACCACUACAAAGUAUUUCAGAUUAAGACCAUUUUCUCCAAACAACUACUCACUGUUAAAAAAUAGACAAGAGUACAUUUAACCACUUCAAACUACAGCAGAAUCAAAAAACUCCUUUGUACUUUUACAAUCUACUGCAAACCCCUGAAGAACUACUGCAAAGUCAAAUUAACUGACAAAAAAUUUAGAUAACUGCAAGUUCUGACAAACUUUUCGGAGAAGUCCCACAAGACACUGCAGGAAUAAACAAAGUCCUGAAAAACUACAAAACCCUUCUGCAACAUCAGACAAAUUAUUUCACACUACAACAGAUCAACUCCAAAGUGUUACAAACUACUACAGAGUCAAACAAAAUACUUCAAACUACAGAUUUUGAAAGGUAGACGCGAACCAUUCAUAGCCAUAUGCUUUACCAAACUACUGCAUAUAUUUUCAGUACUGCAAACUACAGACUACACUAAAGUACAUCAGAAACUCAGCUCUUCUGCAAGAGUAGGUCUGUACACUGAUAAUUUCUGCAGACGAGCUCAUGCAGAACACUGUUGAAACUGUUCACUGAUUAAUUUGAGCUGUGUCACUGUGAGUCUGUUGAUCUCUAAGUUGUCAGAUACAUAAGUGAAGUAUAAACUAUGAACUACUACCGAACAGAGAAUGAGACCUUUUUGUGUUUCACAAGUUCGGGGAGGUAAAUGACAAUGGCUUAUACAUGUUUUUAACUUGAAGUUCAAACAGCAAUAGUUUGACUACAAAGAUCUUCUAUUGUCAAUUGAGGAUCACACUCUGUCCUAAAAUCUGAAAACCAACCACUCCUGUGUACCACACUCUUUUUACGAAGAACUUAAAAAAUGUGAAACUGUCCUUUAAUUUACAUUUUAUUCUGUUUUGCCGCUGCUGGUGCUUCAAUGAGGAAGUACUUUAUAAAAGGUUUUCACACUCACACCCUCGCAUACACACUCAGAAACACACGGACAGGCUGUCUUUGUUGAGCGUGGGAAAAUGUUUAGAGAGCCUAAUUAGAGCUGCUGAGGCCUGAGAGGCUCUAUUGAUGCUCACACACUCAUGUCUCUGCCCCCCUUCAGGUCUCUGGGAAACAGUCGGACCGAACAGGAACCAUCCGGAAACACGGAGCCUCCACCAGGUUCUGUUUUAUUCCACCCUGUCUCUGUCAGUGACCACUUCCUUUUUCACAUCAUACAUCUUUAUCAGGAAGUUUGACUGAGUGUGUGUGUGUGUGUGUGUGUGUGUGUAUUUCAGGUCAAAUAAAUCCUUGGAGCCCGUUCAGUGCCCUGUGGCGCCCCCAGCCAGCGGGUAAUUAUCCUCAGUGUUUGUUUGUAGAUGUGGUUUCAGAUCCUAAGUCUAGUUUCAUUUCUUCGCUGUGCAGGUUCACAUUGGGUCACCAACUUUCGCACUACAAUGCUUGUUCUGUUGAUGAUUGUCCCAUUUUGAGUCAAAUGGAUCCGUUCAGUCUGGGCAACCUAGUUUAGUGGUUUACAUUCUGGAUGGGUCACGAAUAGCUGGUUAAAAAAAUUAUAUAUUUAAUGCGAUAUUUAUUAGAUAUUUGAUAUUUUCUGUAUAUGCAACUUCAGUAGUUGUCCUCCUCAUGUCGUCCCCUUCAUGUGCUCUGAAAUGCACUUUACUCAAUAAAACCAGUGGAUUUAUGUUAAAGAUGAGAGUCUUUUAAGUUUUUUUUUUUAUAUAUAUAAAAAAAUAAAUUUGCUUGGUUUGAAUUCUUUAAAAGUGAGUCACGACUUAAGGGCCAAGGGAAAAUGUGGGUCCCAGAGUGAGACUCGUUGAGAACCAAUGUUUUAGAUGAUAUCAAUUGAAUAACAUUAUAUAUAUAUUUUAAUGUUGAUGUCCUACUCAGCUCCAGCUUUGGGAAACCCGUUGCUCCACCCACCAUACCCCCCGCCAACCAAAUUCAACCCGAGUGUGACAUCAUCACAGCCUUACUGGAAGAUGCCCCUCCUCCUCCGCCGUCUCCUCCGACAUCCAAUGGGGUGCCAUCUUUGGAAGAUGAGGUCACCAACACUUCUGUCCCACCUCCUCCACCACCUCCACCUGAUUCUUCAGGUGCACUGUCAGCUCCACCUCCUCCCCCUCCACCACCUGAACCAAUCAGUGCAAUGGCUGCGCCAGUAGCCCCGCCCCCUCCACCAACUCAAUUAACAGGAGCGAUGGUGGCACCAGUUGCUCCACCUCCUCCUCCGACACCUGAGAAUCUGGCCGGACUCAACUCCAUGCCCCUGCCUCCGCCCCUUUCCCCCCUGCUAGGUCUUGAGACAGGUGAGGUUAAGCACUAUGUAGUACACGGCACUUAAAGGGAUACUCCGGGGUAAAAUUUAUUUAGGGUCAAACACACCGUAACACAGAGUUAGACACCCCCUUGAGAGAUGAAUGUUGUCGACCGAUUGCUUCUCUAGUUAUACCAACUUUAGUAACAACCGCAGGACAGCAAUACACAGUCUCGGGAGCCAUCAACAAACAUCAACCAAAACGCCACUCUAUGGCCACAAAUAAUGCUCAGAACAGCACCUAACUUCAUCAACAGUACAUAUAGGGUCCCAACCAUAGUACUACUAUAUGCACACUCUCCCCAAACAGAUUUGUAACAGUCCCAUUUACUUUUGAUAUCAGACUGACAUAACUCCCCCUCUGUUUCCUCAGUGUUGGAGGAGAGCAGCCUCCCACCUCCAUCUCCUCUCCCUCCCCCACCUGAUGAUGAAAGCUUUGCCUUGCCACCCAUUGAUGGUUCUGACCUGCCAGCCCCGCCUCCUCCACCUCCACCAAGCAUGGAAGUAGACGGUACCUGUCAUCACAUUAUCGCCUGAUCAAACUCUCAGCCAAGGAGAAAUCAAAGUGUUUUAUUUGCUAGUUUGUGGAUGCUAAACUUGAGUCUUAACUUAAGUCUUAAACUUAACUCUCACAGCAAAUGUUCUCAAAAAGUGAGACUUUUGAGGGAUAGAGGUACCACUUUGUCCACAGGGGGCACCAAAAUCAACACAAACCAGAAAGUUCUUCACAGGAGCAAUAAAUGCCUCCAAGAAGCUACAGCCAAACAAAAAAAGAUAAAAAACCUGGUAAAGGUUUUUGAUGUUUUUUGAUUAUGAGAGUUUGCACAGUCUGUAUUUUAUUAAAAUAAAACAUAAAAUGAUUGUUCAAAUCAUAUGUAGAAAAAGUUACAAUGGAAACCAAACUCAGCUCUAAAAUGAUGUAAGUCUGUAGUUCUGUUUUUCCAGCUGUUUUCUGUUUUUUUUUUUUUCUUUUGUUCUUUACUGGUAUAAUUUCUGAUUUUUCAGCUUGUUCUUCUUCUAUGGUGUUUCUUUCUCAAUUUCUUCUCCCGUGGUGCUCUGCUUCAGUGACCCUCCCUACCAGGAGGAGUCGCCGCCGGCGCUCGCCCCCCACCACCCGCUCUCUUUCUAUGAGGGUCCGCUCUGGCCCCGCCUCCCGCUGCCGCUACACACGCUCUCUUUUUCUGCCUGCUGUCCAGUCACGUAAGCUGAUGAAGACCGAAAGAAACUCAACACAGCUGAAACAAAACUCUGGACAUAAUGAGAGUAAUGUGAGGUUGUACAACUGUUAGGGAUUCUAGGAAAUCAAGGUGUCCUUAAAAGGUUUUUGGAAGUCCUUGGGUGUGAGAUGAGUGAGUGAGUGAGUGAGUGAGAUGAUGGUCUCACCUGUUCGCAUGCAGUUUUUGCAUCUUAUAUGGUUUUGGGAAAUCCUUGUAGGGGUUAGUGGGCAUUUAAGGCCCCAUUCAAGUAUUUUGGACUUCCUAAAGAAGGUUGCAGAAACCCUGGAGAAAUAUUCCAGGAAAGGUCCAGGCUUUUCAUAGAUCAGAUCAUGUUUCUGAGAUUGUCUAUGCAGACAGAUGCUCUCUUUAGUUCCUUCACCACUCUGCUGCUGCUGCCUCUGUGUUAUCACUGACUCGACUCUCUUUCUGUCUGCCUGCCAGUGAUGAUCCCCCCUCCUCCCCCAUACCCUCCCCCUCAUGCUCCUCCUCACCCUUCCUCCUCUUCCUCAUCUUCCACCUCCUCCUCACCUCGGCUUUGCUUACCUGCUCGUCUUGAACACCUGGGUAAGGAAACACAGACUGUUGUAGUGUAGUUGGUAUCGCUGAAAUUAGCAGCCAGUAUAAAUGUAGUAAUUCUCUUUAUAUAAUGAUCAGAUAGAAAUAGAGCAGUAGUAACACACUUUAAAGGGAUAUUCCGGUGUAAAAUUAAGUUAGGGUCAAACACACCGUAACACCGAGUUAGACACCUCCUUGAGAGAUGAAUGUUGCCGACUGCUUGCUUCUCUAGUUUUACCAACUUUAGUAGCUGAAUCAAGUUAGUUCUGAAAGUUAUCAUCGAUGUUACAUCUCCUCAAACCUGAUUGGCCCACUACUGCCGUCACUCACAAGAUCUUGUCCCUAUUCUGCCAGAUCUAGAGCUUUCAGCCAUGCCCCCUCCUUUCCUAUCGGAUGAAAUGGGUGGCUUCGAUGAUAUCAUGCCACCUCUCCCUCCGCCGGUGGACUACGACACUGAAACACCCCCACAGUACCUGGAGAAAGGUAUUUAAACAACAACUAAUCACUGAUAGUACCUGAGCUAAAAAGUUUUUAACCUACUGUUGGUAUGUGAAAUCAUGGAGGCAGAUUUAAGAGACUGAAAUGUAAGCCAAUCAGUUCAAAUCAGUUUUUACGCACACUUUUCCUGUUACACAAAAGGGACAAAUUAAAUCAUUAAACUAAAUUUAACUUACAAUUCCCUUUUUGAGCAGCAGAGGGUGCUAUCUGACUUUAACUUGCCUUGUUGGACAUAAUUUUGGAGGAAACUGUUCUGUAUUGUGAAAUUGUUUCAGUUCAGAGCGCCAUCUGGUGGCCAUUUAUGGUCAGUCAGGCAGUAUCCAAACGACAGUUCUUUUGUUUAUCCAGUGAUGGCGCUGUACAGCUACGAGGCAGCUAAACCUGAGGACCUCACCCUGGCAGAGGGCGACAUCAUCUACCUGACCCAUCGCCAUGAUGACGGCUGGUGUGAGGGUGUCUCCAAUGGCAACAAAGGCUUCUUUCCUUCAAACUACGUCCAAUCAUGUGACUAGGCUGAACUGUGCUGCAGUAUAUCAAAUCAAAGAAAAUAAAUUAGCUGAUAAGAAAUGGCUGGUAACACAGCAAUAACUUAAAUGAAUAAAAAUAGAUGAAUAUAUUCAAUUUUAACAUGUGCGUACAAAAUGAGGUGACAUAGAGUCAAAAAAACUUGUGCACAAUUCUGUUUUAUCAUUUUAAAACUGUCUACAAAAAGUAGCUGUAACAUUUCUGUGAUUAAUGAAACAAGAAAUAAUUAUUUGUUUCUGAUUAAUUUAUUAACAAUUUUGUUUUAAAUGAAGCAAAUUUGCACAUAUAAAAGCUGCAAACAUGACACACAGAGAUAUUUAAAUACAAUGAUAUUCAAAUACAAUUUUUUUCAUUUUGAAUUUAAGUUUUUUUUUUAUGCCGCAAAUAAUUUAAAGUUGGUUCAUGAACAGAAAUACACUUUUUAAUUUAAAGAGCAGAAAAAACCCUCAAAUAACCAUUUUACAGACAGCACUUUUAUACUUUUAUACUUAUAAUCCAGCAGAAGUACCUUCAUAAACCCUAAAGAAUAUAUGAAGCUUUUUUUGUCAUGUAUUAUAUCAGAAGGUAAAAGUAACAGCAGCGUUCUUUGAAUUCUGGGUCUAAUAAUAGCCCGACUUUGAGUUUCAGAUGGCAGCACAGUGUGAGGUUGUUAACAAUCAUAUUAUCCAUUAACACAGACUGAAAAACAUGUUGAGAAACUGUCAAAGGGAACCAUAUUUUGCAGAAAUAUGACUGCAGCAGCUAUUUGAGGUUUCCUUUUGUACACUUUGGAUUGAAAACGUUUCAAGAAAAACUAAAGAAGUUAAAGUGUUUGAAUGUUACGAAAAAUAAUUGAUUUAUUUUGACUGGAUCAGGUUUCGGGAGUUAGAAUUUGUUAUAAAAACCUAAAACCUAAACGGCGCUGUAGUUAGUUUUAGCAUUAAGAUAUACCACAUAACAAAUCAUACAUCAUAUGUUUACUGCAACAUUGCUAUAAGCUGUUAUGCAUCUUCAUAACCACUCAUCAGGAUUGCUAUAAACUCUUGAAUACAUUUAUCAUUUCUUAAUAAAUGUGAUGAUGACUCGUAGGUGGUGGGUUCAGAUGAAGUACCACAAAGGUUUCUCAGAUACGGUUGUGGAUUGUUUGUUGGUGCUGCCCUCUGCAGGCCACAACCCCAAACUACCGAGUAAGUGCCCGCAUUCUGUUCACUCAGUCUCACUUAUUAAGGCCACUUCUUACCAAACAGUAUUCAACUUUUUUAAGAGUCUGUCUUACAGCUGCAUUAUGAUAAUCAAUGUAUGUUUAUACACCUAAAUACACCAUCUCUAAAUUAAAGUUUGUUCAGUUUGUUUAUUUUUGUCUCCAGUUUUAACUUAGAUAACAAACAAUAGCUUUCAACAAUGGAGAUAGAACAACAACCUGAGCCUGUCAGUGGAGAAAUAAAUCACUUGAAGUGCA
Xyrichtys novacula (pearly razorfish) is the source of this 11164-nucleotide messenger RNA. NCBI's taxonomy places the organism in Eukaryota, Metazoa, Chordata, Actinopteri, Labriformes, Labridae. The record is from the annotation of a GenBank genome assembly.